Molecule: messenger RNA, 882 nt
Organism: Culicoides brevitarsis
Lineage: Eukaryota; Metazoa; Arthropoda; Insecta; Diptera; Ceratopogonidae
Product: fatty acid-binding protein-like
Exons: 4
Coding region: 65-472 (135 amino acids)
Biological process (GO): fatty acid transport
Cellular component (GO): cytosol; nucleus
Molecular function (GO): fatty acid binding
Source: RefSeq, a predicted model, not a curated record
CACAGUGCAAUCAGAAUAAGUGAAAAUUUAUUAUUUCUAAAAAAAUAAACGGAAAAAAGUGAACAUGUCGUCUCCCAUAUGGGCCGGAAAAAAAUAUAAAUUAGAAAAAUCGGAAAAUUUCGAGGAAUUUCUCGUUGCAUUAGGUGUCGGUUAUUUGUUGCGAAAGUUGGGAAACUCCGUAGUUCCUGUAAUCGAAAUGAUACAAGACGGUGACUAUUAUGUGCUAAAACAAAGCACGACAAUCCGCAAUGUCGAGAUACGUUUCAAGCCAAACGAGGAAUUCAUCGAACAAACGCCCGAUGGACGCAAAACGCGCACUGUGAUAACAUUUGAGACGGAAAAUGUGUUGAUACAACGCCAACUCGACGGCAAGCCAGUGACGAUCGUCAGGGAAUUCGGCGAAGAGGAAUUAAUUAUGACAUUGACCGUGGAUGACGUCAAAUGCAAGCGGUACUAUCGUGUUUUAAGUUGAAAAUGCUGCAAAGAAAAAUAAUAAAAAAUGGUCAGUCAAAUGUCGACGGAGUGUGAAACUACUAGAAACUACUCAGAAUCUGAAUUAAUACUACUUAGAGAGGUAAUAUCAAUAUAAAUGUCACUUAAUUAUGUAAAAAUAUUGCCAUUUAUCAAUUAGAAGCAGACACGCACACACGAGAAUGACAAUAAAAAAUAAAUAAAAAAAAAUUUUACAGAAUUAUUAAUGAUUUAUUCAAAUGAAUUUUAUUUUACGAGCCUAUUUUACACGAAAAAUGUGUGUGUCUGUGUUGUAACUUUAAUGAUAAUAAUGCUAUUUAAUAUUAAAACUGAUUGCAUGUAAUAAUAAACUCUAAAAAUUUAUAAUUAUAAUUGCCAUAAAUUAAACAUUCAAAUAAUUAAUUUGUUUAU